This is a messenger RNA of Cornus florida, 4096 nucleotides long. RefSeq lists its product as uncharacterized. The record is from RefSeq and is a predicted model, not a curated record. The transcript has 18 exons. The coding region runs from base 30 to 3569 and encodes 1179 amino acids. Lineage: Eukaryota; Viridiplantae; Streptophyta; Magnoliopsida; Cornales; Cornaceae.
CUGUGUCUCACACUUCUUCAGACUACGCCAUGAAGAAACAACAGAAAACCACCACCGAGUCCGUGGAAGAAACAGAAAACCACCACCAUGAAAUUGCAGACGCAGCAACAAUAUUCACAGACUCCUCAGACAUAUGCCAGCAACUUUUAGACCGUUAUGGCAAAUCCUCCGCCCCACAACACCGCCACCUCUGCGCCACCGCCGCCGUGACGCGCUCCAUCAUUCAAUCGGAGUCAUUGCCCCUCACUUCCUUCUCUUACUUCGCCGCCACCAUCUCCACCAUCGCCGAGUCCUCUAAAACCCUAGAUUCCAAUGGCAUUAAUGCCCUUUCAUCGUUUCUUGCCAUUUUGCUCCCGCUGGUCCCUGAGAAGUCGAUUGCGCCUGCAAAGGCGGCAGACGCAGUAUCGGUUCUUGUUGACAUGCUGGAGCCGCCGAGUGAGGCGGUGUCGACUGCGAGUUUGAGGGCCAUAGUUAAGUGUUUAGGGGUUUUGGUGGGGUUUUGUGAUUUGGAGGACUGGGCAUCGGUUAAACUAGGGUAUGAGGCGCUUCUUAAGUUCUCCAUCGACAAGCGUCCGAAGGUGCGGAGAUGUGCUCAAGAAUGUCUUGUGAAGUUUUUCAAGUCCCUUAAGUCUUCAGCUGUUAUAAAAGAGGCAAGUAAAUUGGUAUUCUCUUUGCUCAAAAGUUACAUGCCGCUGGCGGUUAAAAUAAGUGCUUCACCUGUAGAUGGACCUAAAGAAGCGCUGUCAAAACCUGAGCACCUGGAGGUCCUUUAUAUACUUAAUUUACUGAAACUUAGCAUUCCUUAUCUUUCUUUGAAAGUCAGUUUAAAAGUUCUUCGAGAACUGCAUAAACUUAUGAGUUCCCAGUUCUCAGCAUUGACAAGGCACGUGUUUAAUACUAUUGAGGCAAUUUUAGAAAGUUCAAGCACUGAUGAUAUUUCUCAAGAGGCAGAAGAAACUAUAGAAUCUCUCACAUCAUAUUUGUCUUAUGGGGAGAGGAACCCGAUGGACACACUUAUAUCUGCAGCAACAUUGUUAAAAAAUGGUCUCAACAAACUUUAUUCUGGUGCAGCGAGCAAAUGGAUCAGCAAUUUUCCUUUGGUUUUUGGUUCUAUAGCGGGUCUUCUGACAUAUGAUGCCAGUACAGCUUCACAUGCUUCAAUUAUUUUAAAAGAAUUGAUUAAUUGCCACAUUGAUAGAAGAGGUUGUUUGAUCGUUGAAGACCAACCAGUCGACUGUGAAGUUAAUUCUAGCAUGGAAUCAAGUGCUCUGAAAUCCAUAUGUGGUAUAUUUGAUCAUAUGCUAAGCACCCGUGGUGGAAUUCCAAAUGAGUAUAUCUUGGCAGUUGUAUCUGUUUUGUUCCUUAAACUUGGUGAGAUCUCAUAUAUAUAUAUGAAGAGUAUAAUCCAUAAACUUGCUGACUUCAUGGUCUUUGCUUGUAGCAGUAAGUUUGACACGAAGCAUCUUCAGGAAUGCAUUGGAUCUGCUGUUAUUGCCGUUGGACCAGAGAAGAUACUUUCGCUUUUACCUGUUUCUCUGAAUGCUGAAGAUUUAACUUGUUCAAACAUCUGGCUGAUACCAAUUUUAAAGAAUUAUGUUGUUGGGUCAUCCUUGGGUUUCUACAUGGAACAUGUUGUUCCUCUUGCAGAAUCCUUUCAGCAGUAUUGUCAGAAAGAUAAAAAGAGAGUGACUGGAGAUGAUAUGCAGGCUCAUGCUCUUAGCUGUUUUGAACUCUUACCUGCCUUUUGUCGCUAUCCGACUGAUACUUAUCAAAAUUUUGGACCUCUAGCUAACCUUUUAAUUACUUUUCUUAAGGAAUCAUUUAUGCUCAAAACCAUCGCCAUCGCUUUGCAGGAACUUGUGGAUCAAAACAAAAAUAUAAUUGGAUCUAAUCAGGGUGCUGGUGAGUUUGUAAAACUUCCAAAGACCUGCGAAGUAAAAGAUUCUUCAAUAGAAUUUGAUAGAAAACCCUCUUAUUCAAAGAAAAUUGCGAGCAGAAACAUCAGGGCUUUGGCAUCAUGUUCUAAGGAGUUGCUGCAAGCUUUAACGGAUAUAUUUUUUGACUCAGCUCCUGAGAAGCGUGCAAUUUUAAAGGAUGCAAUUGGAUGCUUAGCAUCCAUCACUGAUUCUUCGGUAACCAAAGCGAUAUUCAUUUCGUCACUUGAGCGAUUUCAGUUCGUGAAUGAUUUAGGUGAAUAUGGAAAGCUGGGGAGUCAUUCCAAUGCUUUACUUGAUAAAGAACAAGGAAGCACGCCUUUUGCUGAUAAAGAUGCAGAGAGGUGUUUGAUAUUGGAGCUAGCAUCUUCUUUUGCUGAAGGAGCUACUGAGGAUCUUGUUGGUCUAAUCUUUAACUGCAUUAAAAAUGUUCUGCAGGAAAGUGAUGAGAUUGCUCAGCAUGAAGCAUACCACACUUUGAGCAGAAUUUUAGAGAAACAUUCUUGGUUUUGUUCUUCACAGUUCACUGAGCUGAUGGAUUUAUUACUUUGUCUGAAGUCCCCUGUUGAUAUUACAUCUCUUAAAAGCCGUUUUGCUUGCUUCCAGAUUUUGUUGGUCCACACAAUAAAGAGAAGUUCUGAUGAAGAAAACACCAAGGCUUUUCUUAUUCUCAAUGAGAUUAUCCUCAAAAUAAAAGAUUCUAAUGAUGAAGUUAGGAAAGCAGCUUACGAUAUGCUCCUUUGGGUGAAUUCCAGCUUGCAGAACUCAUCAUCUGCUACAACAGAUGAGCCGCAGUUCAAAUUCAUUGGCAUGAUAAUGGGCUAUCUCUCCAGUUCCUCCCCUCAAAUAAAAAGUGGAGCAGUGUCUGCACUGUCUGUGUUACUAUAUAACGAUACAAAUGUCAUUUUGAUACCUGAUCUGGUUCCAUCUGUUUUAGCUUUGUUGCAAACUAAAGCAGUGGAAGUUAUUAAGGCUGUUUUGGGCUUUGCAAAAGUAUUAGUAUCUUGCCUUCAAUCAGAAGAGCUGCAAAAUUUUCUUUCUGAUACUCUUAAUGGAGUACUCCCAUGGUCGUCUGUCUCGCGGCAUCAUUUUAGAUCAAAGGUCACAGUCGUACUGGAGAUCAUGAUACGGAAGUGUGGUUUUGCUGCAGUAGAGUUGGUUACACCAAAGAAAUAUAUGGGUUUUGUCAAGGAUAUUUUGAAGAGUCAUCAUGGCAAGAUAAAUUUCAAGGAUAGUGGCACUACUGUUGUUGAGCGAAAUGUUCCAGAACCAUCUCUGAGGAGGCAGCGGAAGAGGAAGCACAUGGAAUCAGAUAUUUCGACUGAGGGAAAUGGUUCAGUUGAACUAGGAAAGAGGAAGUGGGUGAAGAACCGUGAUGUUAUCACCCCUACAACUAAUGAACCUCAUAAAUCUGCUGGCUUUGACGAUGGUGCUAAAAGGAUGAAGAAAGCUAGACAUCUUGAUCAUGCAUCGGUGGCAGGACGAGCAAACAAAAAGGGGAAUUUCAACAGGCAUCCCUUAGAUAGUGGAAAGAGAAAGAUGGAGUGGACGAAAACGAGCAAAAAUAAUGAAGCAGCUGUUCGUAAGUCUGCUGCUGCUUCGAAAUCCCCCAUGCACAAAAAAUCGAGGAGAUAACAUAAUUUUAGUUAAUGAGCGUGGAGGUGCAAGAGUUUGGGACUUCUAUGCUUCCGAGGAGUAUGGCAAGAACCACAAAAAAAAAUUGGCCUUCUCUUCAAGUAGUGGAAAAUGAGGUUGGGGCUUCUAGAGGAUACCGCUUGCUCUUCUAUGCAACGGCCAUUGUUAACAAAACAAAUAGAUAUGUGGCUUAUUGGUCUCAGUUCCGAGCAGGAUGGGCAUUCUCUGUGAAUUGCAAUGCUCAUAUGUUUGGAGUGUUGGGAAAAAGCCCGACUGUAGAAUUUUUAAAGCUGAGGGAGAAAGGUGUUAUGUAUGUUUGAGAAGACUAAAAACUUUAAUUUAAUAUCCGUCUAUCCGUGUCCGGUAUUGGUAGCAAGUUUUGUACGUAAUAUAUUUCUGGCUUUUUUUUAUUAUUAUUAUUUUUUUGCGGAUCGAUAUUCGAUGGGGGCUGGUGAUUGAUUUUUGUUACUUUUUAAACAUUUGUAUUUUUUAUAUUAUGAUAAAAAUAUUUCCUUUUAUAUCAUCAA